AGUUCCUCCCAUAAUCCUAGCCCCGGCCGCCAUCGCCGGCCAUGGCGGCGCCCCGCGAGCUGGACCUCUCCGACGAGGUCGAGGGCGUGAUGGACGGCACCAUCGACUUCGUCUUCCGCCUCGUCGGCGACCCCAUCCCCCUCCUACCCUCCGCCUCCGCCCCGCUCCCCCUCUUCGACCUCCAGUCCCCUCCCGCGCGCCCGCUCGCCGUCUCCGACCUCCACGCCGCCGUCUUCCUCGCUCACCCCAACGGGUUUAUCGCCGCGAGGACGAAGGCGUUGAUCGAGGCCAGCAAGGAGGCCAGGGAGAAGGGCAAGGCGAGCACCCGCUGCGCCCAGGACUGCUGCGUCACCGACGUGCCCCUCCCCGGCGUCACUCUCCUAGCGCUCUCCCGCGACCAGUCCGUGCUAGCUGCCUGCACGGGCAGUGAGAUCCAGUUCUUCUCGGCUACUUCCUUGCUCACUGAUAAGGAUAUCAAGCCGUCAUCAUCAUGUAGCAUGGGACGAUCUGGCACUGUCAAAGAUUUCAAAUGGCUAGAUAAUGCCUCUAUUGUACUCUCAAAUGGUGGAUUGCUAUCUCAUGGGAGUUUGGGGCAAGGCCUGAAGGAUGUUGAUGCUGUUGACUGUUCCAAGGACGGGAACCAUAUUGCUGUGGCAAGAAAGAAUUCACUCAGGAUAUUAACACCAGAUUUGAAGGAAACAUGUUGCAUGGCCCUCUUGUUUCAGUUGUGGCCUGAUAGUGAUUCAGAGGGCACUGACAUCAAAGUGGAUUCCAUUGGGUGGGUUCGCGAUGAUAGCAUUGUUGUCGGUUGUGUUCGAUUGAAUGAAGAAAGCAAUGAAGAGGAUUAUCUGGUAAAAGUUAUAAGAAGUGGAGGAGAUACAUUUUUCGAGAGCUCAAGCAAGCCAGUUGUUCUUAGGUGUGAUGUUUCCAGAGGCAUAAGGAAUGAUAUUUUACCAUCUGGAGUUGGACCAAAUCUGCUAUUGGGCUAUCUGCAUCGCUGGGAUCUCCUGGUUGUUACAAAUAAAAAGAGCACUGAUGACCACAUUUCUCUUUUGAAAUGGCCGUCCAGAACUGAUGAGGAAAGAACUGUGGUAUACCUCGAAAUGGUGGAGGAUAGAUAUAGUCCUAGAAUUGAUCUGCAAGAAAAUGACGAUGACAAUGUUAUAUUGGGGUUUGGUGUGGAGAAUGUUUCAUUAUUUCAGAAGAUCACAGUACUGGUUGGACCUGAACAGAAGGAGGUUGCCCCUCAACAUCUUCUACUUUGUUUGACUAGUGAAGGGAAACUAAUUAUUUAUUAUCUUGCCAGGAUUUCUGACCCUUCCGAUUUACCUCAAACAAGUCUGUCUACCAUUGAGGAUAGUAAUGUGGAUAAACAAAUUUCUCCUGCAACUGUGUCUAAUAAGGAUCUGACUCCAAGUGUUACAAGUUCAAGCGCCAAGAGUCUGCUCGCAAGACCAGGGACGAUGGCCACGCACGACAGCAGCAAGGCGAAGAAAACAAGACCGGAGGAAUCUUGUAGAAAAUUGUUAAGCGCCGUCCUGGAAAAUACAAUACGACUGAGUGCACCUCCUGAUUGCGAUAAACCAACCGACUACAACAAAUUGAUCGAAGAGCUGCAAACGGUAACCAAGAGAAUGGUUGCACGGAAAUAUGCACGUGAGAGAGAUGUUCUGGUGAAGAAUUUGCUGUUGGCAAUAGAUAAGAUCUCUCACUUUGAGUCAGAUAUACCGUUUGUCGACAAGCAAAAUAAGGAUGCAGCUUUGCAAGCAAAAGACUGGCUUUUGAACAAGCAGAGGGAGCAGAAGUCGGUCUCAAUAUAUGAAGAUGCUGUCCUAAAGUGUACUGCUUUAGACAACUGGAUUAAGAGGCUAGAAUUAGAUCAAACAACUGAAGGGUAA
Messenger RNA from Aegilops tauschii subsp. strangulata, 1898 nucleotides. Lineage: Eukaryota; Viridiplantae; Streptophyta; Magnoliopsida; Poales; Poaceae. The record is from RefSeq and is a predicted model, not a curated record.